AUGGGUGACGAUCGUUCCAUCCCUAUCAAGGCGUCGUCGAGCCGCGAUUUUGUCUCACAACUUAGCUCUUCCUUCCGCUCGGGAACCCCAACCGCGCAGGAGCUUCUGGCCAGAGACCUGGCAGAGUGUUCAGAGGAUGACUACGUCGACGAGAACGACAACGCUGUUGGCUCAGGUUCAGAAUCUGAGUCGGAGGAGGGUCCUCUCUUUUACCGCCGCCCGAGCGGUGUUGCGUUCGGUACCUCGCGACCGGUCAUGAACCCGCAGACCCUCAACGAGGAACCGCCCGUCUUGUCCAGAGUUGAGAAGAAGCAGUCGCGCGACGCCGAGCGGAGUUUACUCCGCGACAACCACGUGCUGCCACCGAAACAUCCUCGAACAGACCACGAACCAUUCUACCGCCGAGCAUAUCGCCGCCUCUUUAGCACCAAGGUCCCUCUUGAGCCUCACGAUGAGGAGGCCCCACAGAUCAUCGUCCGCCGUCCGACGGAGUCGACACCCUUGUUGACCGGUAGCCCCGCGCCUGGUCUAGAUGCCGAUGGCCACGAACACCUCAAUGAACAGUGGGAAGCCGCUGUCGCAACGGGUCAGCUCCGUACGACGUGGCAACGCGAGACCAAGACCAUCAUUCAGUACGCUGCGCCCCUAAUCGUCACCUUUAUGCUGCAGUACUCGGUCAAUGUCGUUGCCAUCUUCGCCGUCGGCCGCAUUGGCAAGAUGGAGCUUGGCGCCGUGAGCUUGGCCACCAUGACCUCCACCAUCACCUGCUAUGCACCUUUCCAGGGCCUCGCCACGAGUCUCGACACCCUCUGCGCCCAGGCGUACGGUUCAGGGCACCGCCACCUCGUCGGCCUGCAGCUUCAGCGCAUGACGUAUUUCCUGCUCAUGUGCUUCCUCCCACUGGCCGUCUUGUGGUUCUAUGCGGACGCCGUGUUGAGUCUCAUCAUCCCGGAGGCCGAGUCCGCUCGCCUUGCAGGCAUGUACUUGCGCGUCUUGAUCCUGGGAGUGCCUGCCUUCGUCUGCUUCGAAGGUGGAAAGAGAUUUGUGCAGGCCCAGGGCCUGUUUCAGGCGACAACCUGGGUGCUCUUGAUCGCGGCUCCUAUCAACAUCUUUGUCAACUGGCUCCUGGUUUGGCGGUUGGGCUGGGGUUUCAUAGGGGCGCCCAUCGCGGUGGUCUUCACCCAGAAUCUGUUGCCGAUAUUGCUCUUCCUCUACGUGCGAUUUUUCAACGGGUACGAGUGCUGGGGCGGGUUCAGUAAACGUGCCCUGUCCAACUGGGGCCCUAUGCUUCGCCUGGCGUUGCCGGGAAUGAUUAUGAUUGAGGCCGAAUACAUGGCUUUUGAGGUGUUGACACUGUUUUCGAGCCGUUUUGGACCGUCAUACCUGGCGGCACAAAGUGUCGUCCUCACCCUGACGGCCAUCACGUACCAAAUCCCUUUUCCAGUUAGCAUUGCAACCUCGACUCGAAUUGCCAAUCUCAUUGGUGCAGGGUUGGUGGAUGCGGCAAAGACUACCGGCAGAGUGGCAUUCGCCGCAGCUCUGGCGAUUGGCUUAUUCAACCUCGUCAUGUUUGGCGGCUUGCGAUUCCACCUCCCGCGACUUUUCACCAAUGACGACGAGGUCAUCGCCAUCGUAGCAGACGUACUACCGCUUUGCGCUCUAAUGCAGGUAUUUGACGGCCUUGCCGUGGGCGCUCAUGGUCUCCUUCGCGGUAUCGGCCGCCCUGCGAUUGGUGGGUACGCCAACUUGGCCGUGUACUACAUCGUCGCGCUGCCUAUUUCAUUCUCAACUGCCUUCGUUCUGGACUGGAAGCUCAAGGGAUUGUGGACCGGUGUCACGGUUGGACUUGCGCUGGUGUCGUUCAUCGAGUAUGCCUUUGUAUAUUUUUCUGACUGGGACAAGGCGGCCAAGGAGGCGGAAACGAGAAACCAGGCCGAGUGA
Molecule: messenger RNA, 1941 nt
Organism: Colletotrichum truncatum
Lineage: Eukaryota; Fungi; Ascomycota; Sordariomycetes; Glomerellales; Glomerellaceae
Source: RefSeq, a predicted model, not a curated record